Rhagoletis zephyria (snowberry fruit fly) is the source of this 932-nucleotide messenger RNA. RefSeq lists its product as uncharacterized. The record is from RefSeq and is a predicted model, not a curated record. Lineage: Eukaryota; Metazoa; Arthropoda; Insecta; Diptera; Tephritidae.
AUGUCGGACCACAUGCAUAUAGAAUUCGACAUGGGUCUCUUUCCUGAACACGAACUAGUUUUCAGAAAUCCCAGGAAAGCGAACUGGGAACUCUUCCGCUUUACUAAAGAAGAGGGCGGAAACAGCCCCAAACACCCCAUUACAACCAAACAGGAGCUUGAGAAUGAAGCUGAACAGCUUCACUCAGAUAUUGUAAUAGCUUUCAACAGCAGUUGCCCCCAAGGAAAGGUAAAAUCCAAACGAGAUGUGCCUUGGUGGAGUAAGAAGCUUGAGCAAAUGAGAUGCCAGGCCAGAAGACUAUUCAAUAGAGCAAAAAAUACGGGUGAUUGGAAUCCGUAUAAACUUGCGCUAACUUACUACAAGGAGCUAAGGAAAUCCAAACGAGCUAGCUGGCGAAACCACUGUGAGGAAAUAAAUAGCCUUCCAGAGGCAGUACGCCUCCAAAAACCUCUAACAAGGGAUUACAGGAAUACAAUUGCCACCCUUAAGAGACCAGAUGGGAGCUACACUCAGCAUCCGGGUGAAACCAGCAGACCCUUGCUGGAUACUCACUUCCCUCGCUGUAUAUCAGGCUACUGUCGACCAGAAUUGGGUGCUCCAACAUCCACCUCUAGAAGAGAACAAAGCCUUGCUACCAAGCUGUCCACUGUCGAGCGGGUGCAAUGGGCUUUAUCAACAUUCAGCCCAUACAAAUCACCAGGACCGGAUGGAAUCUAUCCAUGUCUCCUGCAGCAUGGAAUUAGACACAUAGCGCCGGUCCUUUCUAAACUCUAUAGAGCUUCGCUCUUGUUGGGUCACAUUCCCAGCAUAUGGUCUGAGGUUAAGGUCGUGUUUCUACCCAAAAUGGGUAAGCCGGAACAAUUACCGUCAUCCUACCGACCAAUUAGCCUCAGUUCCUUUCUUCUAAAAGGCAUGGAGAAAAUACUGGAUCA